Molecule: messenger RNA, 213 nt
Organism: Dibothriocephalus latus
Lineage: Eukaryota; Metazoa; Platyhelminthes; Cestoda; Diphyllobothriidea; Diphyllobothriidae
Source: the annotation of a GenBank genome assembly
AUGGUCGUCAUCGCAACCGCAACCACAGAAAUCGUCACCCCACCCCACGACAACUACCACUACAGCAUCGCCAACACCGCUGACACUUUCACUGUAAAUAUCACCACCAGCGUGUUGGCGGUGGCACCCGACCUCACAAGUCUGUACGGAAAGGUUUGCUGUGCCCAACCGGACCUCGCAGGCAACAUUAUUAAGUUCUUCGUAACAUUUUGA